Molecule: messenger RNA, 451 nt
Organism: Uloborus diversus
Lineage: Eukaryota; Metazoa; Arthropoda; Arachnida; Araneae; Uloboridae
Product: pre-mRNA-splicing factor 38B-like
Exons: 2
Coding region: 2-451 (149 amino acids)
Source: RefSeq, a predicted model, not a curated record
AAUGCAUCACCAGCGGAAGAGGAGACGUUCGGACUCGGAAGAGGACUGCCACUAUGCCCGAAGACACUCUCCAGACUCUCAGAGGAGACAUGAUAAGCGCAAGAGGUCCAGAAGCCGCGAGCGCCACGAUGAGCGGCGCCACCACCACCGCAGGGAGGAGGACGAGCGGCGCAGGGAGGACAGCUUCUCCGAUGCGUCCUCCAACGGCAGCUUCGCCCAUUCCGGAAGCGUCCACCGGCCCAAGUGGAGGGAGGACACCUCCAAGCGGAAGUACCGCAGCAAGAGGCCGCACCGCUCCCGCUUCCACGGGGGAUCACGGGUGAGUCCCUACGCCUACUCGUCCGUCUGUUCUCUUUUCGGAUGGGGUGUUAUGGGGUCGGAUGAGGGGUCGUCUCGAGCGAGCGACUUCAGGCCAGAGGUCGCGAUGGGUCGAACCGACUCUCGGAUGUGA